Molecule: messenger RNA, 2566 nt
Organism: Salvelinus fontinalis (brook trout)
Lineage: Eukaryota; Metazoa; Chordata; Actinopteri; Salmoniformes; Salmonidae
Product: zinc finger protein 501-like
Exons: 4
Coding region: 328-2205 (625 amino acids)
Biological process (GO): regulation of transcription by RNA polymerase II
Molecular function (GO): DNA-binding transcription factor activity; RNA polymerase II cis-regulatory region sequence-specific DNA binding
Source: RefSeq, a predicted model, not a curated record
CUCUGAAUUUACUAAAGGGCAAUAGGACAGUUAAAUAAUAAUUAAAAUUAACAAAAAAAUAUACAAAUAUUCUGAAUUUACAUACGCCCUCCAGAGUGCAAUACGAACGCACCCUAUAAUGCACUCCUGGUCUGCAAUGAAAACCGAUAGGCUAUUUAAUUUCAGAAUGUGUUACAAUUAGGUUAAGGGUCAGAUUUUGAUUAUAUGGGCUCAUUGUUUUCAGGUCAGUAGGUACCCACACUUUUCUGCGAGUGUCCCUUUUAAAAUCCUCAUCAAUCAGCAGACUAAAUCUUUCUACAUGAUUACCUGAUUGGUCAGUUUACACCCAUGCCAAGGAAGUGCAAACAGAGUUCUUCCGGUCACUGUGUUUGGUUUGAAUCGAAGAAGAAUGCCAGUAAGGAGGAUAUUAGAGGGACUUUAGUCAACAAGAUGAAGAUCAAACAACGUUCAAAAACUAAACUACUGCACAAAAAAACCAUGGGGACUAAACGCCUUGGAAACCUGGGUAUAACACAAACAGAACAUGACCCACAGUCAGGUGAUGACUCCACCGGCAGAGAUGAAUCAGAUUGUACCCAAGCACUCUCAAAGAGCACCAGUUCAAAUCAUCAUUCAGAUUCUAGUCCACUCCACAAGGAUCCUGUGGUAGUGCUAACCAGGUUGGCUGAGGUGGUGGUUAAGACACUUCUGAGAGAUAUUAAAGUGUGUUUGGUGAAGGAGGAGACGGAUGUCAGGAGGGAUGAAGACAACCAUGGAGGUUCUCCUCAGUUCUUUCCUUGUCCACACUGCACCAUCUCCUUUACUGACUGUUACUUCCUGGAGAACCACAUCAAGACCAAACACCAGAAGCAGUACCUGGCCAUGUUGAAAAGCCAAGUCUCAAAGAGUAAAAGAGUGUACGGCCCCACACACAGCUGUGCCCACUGUAGCUGCAUGUUCCAUACACCACGACAGCUAGACAUCCACACCCGCCAGGCCCACCCCUCUGCCCGUCCCCAGAAACCUGCCCCUCCCCGGAGAACUGGCCGUCCCCACAGGGUUCAGGAGAAAUUCCACACCUGCCCACAGUGUUCCCGCAGAUUCAAGUACCUAGGCAGCCUGCUGAAGCACUGCAAGAGUUUGCACAAAAUGGCCGUUGUUCUCACCAAUGGACACAUCAGUUGCGCAGACUGUGAGAAGAGCUUUGAGAAUUGUUGGGGCCUGGGGCCUCACCGGUGUCAUGAACCAGAGGGCAAUAAACCUAAGGACGCUAAACAGAUGGUCAUUAAGGAAGUCGGCUUCCAAUGCUUAGAUUGUGGCAAGAUCCUCACUACUCCUACAAGCCUGAACACUCACAUGCGCAUCCACACUGGAGAAAAGCCUUUUGUCUGCAAGGAGUGCGGCAAGCGCUUCUCAGAUACCAGCGCUUACCGUUAUCACUUGUUAAUACACAAUGGGGUCAAGCCAUUCAAAUGUCAGGACUGCGGGAAGGCUUUCAAACAGAAGUCGCUCCUCAGGAAGCACAUUACUGUUCACUCUGGUGAGAGGAAGUACUCCUGCUCCCAAUGCGACAGGCAGUUUGCAUACAGGGAGAGUCUGAAGCUUCACCUGCGCACACACUCAGGGGAGAGACCUUUCAAAUGUACUGUGUGUGGUAAAGACUUUGCUGACAAAGGUUAUCUGAAGACGCAUCUGAAGAUCCACAGCAACCAGAAAAACUACCAUUGUGGGGUUUGUGGGCAGAAGUUCAUAAGGAUUGGGGUGCUGAACAUACACCUGCGCUCACAUACUGGUGAGAGGCCUUACCACUGCACAGUGUGUGACAAGCAAUUUGCCCGACUCGACCACCUGAAGAACCACCAGCGCACUCACACAGGUGAGAAACCAUACACCUGUACCGAGUGCGGUAAAAGCUUCACUCAGUCUGGAGAUCUGACCAAACACAAGCGCCUCCACACUGGGGAGAGGCCAUUUGAAUGUUCUGAAUGCCACAAACGCUUUAUCUGCUCUGCUUCUCUGACUCUGCACAUGAGGACCCACACUCACCGUGACGUAAAGCCAUACUCCUGCCAAGAGUGUGGGAAGAGCUUUUAUGAACAGAGUCAUGUGAACGGCCACAUGAAAAUCCACAAGGGGAAACGUUAUUCCUGCCCCCACUGCUUUAUCAGCUUUGCUCGUAAGUCCAACCUCUCCAAACACCUGCUUAGACUUCAUAAACCUGAAUGAUAAUGAUGUAUAUUAACAUAACACCUUUUAUGAAACUCCGUUACUCUUAUGAAUUAAAUGGAGGGGAGUCUGAUCUCUUUAGUCAGUGAUGGAUGUGACAACAAAUGUGACAACUUUUCUACCCUGUUUAUGGGUACGCCACAAUAUUUUAGCAAUCCUCCAGUUGGGUCACACUGUGACCUCCAUGUAUUGGGACUUUGACAUGUUUUUGGCUCUGUACUCCAGCACCUUGGAUUUGAAAUGAUACAAUGACUGAGGUUAAAGUGCAGACUGUCAGCUUUAAUUUGAGGGUAUUUUCAUCCUUAGCGGAUGAACCGUUUAGAAAGAACAGCACUUUUUGUACAUAUUCCCCCCCCCCCCC